Messenger RNA from Dryobates pubescens (Downy woodpecker), 4071 nucleotides. It is a transcript of the gene OTUD4, whose product is annotated as OTU deubiquitinase 4. Gene Ontology annotation, biological process: negative regulation of interleukin-1-mediated signaling pathway; negative regulation of toll-like receptor signaling pathway; protein deubiquitination. Gene Ontology annotation, molecular function: K63-linked deubiquitinase activity; cysteine-type deubiquitinase activity. The record is from RefSeq and is a predicted model, not a curated record. The coding region runs from base 406 to 3876 and encodes 1156 amino acids. Lineage: Eukaryota; Metazoa; Chordata; Aves; Piciformes; Picidae. The transcript has 21 exons.
GUCCUUUCUCUUUUGUUUUCCGCCUGCCAGGCCGAGCUGCGGGAGCCGCCAGGAACCGCCGCCCCGAGGGAGAAGCGGCACCGGGACCUCGCCGGGGCCGUGUCUAGGAGCUGCCACCAGGCCCUCUGGAGAAGCGUAGAAGCGCCGGGUGUUACGGAGCUGGCAGUCCGGGCUGCGGAGUAAAAACUUUGCACUUUCUCUGCGGGAUUCCCACAUGCAAGUUGAUAACGUGAGACCGGCUGCUUUCCCUUGUGCUGCUGCGUGUCCCUGGCGUGCUGCGGGGCAGCGCUGACCCCGCACCUGCUGUUGUUUCCUUUACCCGGCCCUGGAGCUGCUUGGAAGGUUUGCGGUGCCAUGUGGGGCUAAGAGGGGUGCAGCGGCUCUCCACAGCGUGAGGCGGUAAACAUGGAGGCGGCGUGCAGACCCGCCGGCGACGAGCAGAGCCAGCAGGGCAUGGACGGCCCUGGGGACACCUCCAUGGACUGCUACCUGCGAUCUCAGGGCUUGUACAGAAAGAGAGUCGCCAAGGAUGGCUCUUGCCUUUUCAGGGCCGUGGCCGAGCAGGUGUUACACUCUCAGUCUCGGCAUAUUGAUGUUAGGAUGGCUUGUGUAGACUACCUUCGGAAAAAUAGGGAGAAGUUUGAAGCAUUCAUAGAGGGGCCAUUUGAAGAGUAUUUAAAAUGUUUGGAAAAUCCACAGGAAUGGGUUGGACAAGUAGAAAUAAGUGCCCUUUCUCUCAUGUACAAGAAAGACUUCAUAAUAUACCGGGAACCAAAUGCUUCUCCUUCACAUGUAACUGAAAAUGGCUUUUCUGACAAGGUAUUGCUGUGCUUCUCAAAUGGAAACCACUAUGAUAUUGUUUAUCCCAUAGAGUAUUCAGAAAAGGCUGCUCUGUGCCAGUCUCUGCUGUAUGAGUUGCUUUAUGAGAAAGUAUUUGAUACAGAUGUGAAGAAAAUCAUAGCAGAACUAAGUGCUGUUGGUGCAACAGAUGACAGUAAUGGCAGCAGUGAAGUAUCUGCUUCAGAUUCAGAUGAUGACAACUGCAGAAGUAAAGCUGCUACAGUUAGUGAUAUGAAUGGAUUGAAGUCUCCUUCUGACAACAAGCACCUUAAGAGCAACGGGAAUCCUACCUUGUUGGUCUUACCUAAAAAAGUUCUGAAAUCACUCAAUCCAUCAGUUUACAGAAAUGUUGAGUAUGAUGUCUGGCUCCAAUCCAAGCUGGAUCAGCAAAAGCAAGAUUUUUCUAUUGCUGCUGGCAUGCAAUACUCAGUUGGAGAUAAAUGUAAAGUGCGCUUAGACCAUAAUGGGAAAUUUUACAACGCCCAUAUCCAAGAAGUCUGUUCAGAGAAUGGGCCAGUUGUUGUGUUUGUAGAAGAGCUUGGAGCAAAGCAUGCUGUCUCACUGAAGAGCCUUAAACCUCUUCCACAGGCCUCUCCUAUGGAGGGCUGGAACACUGUGCCAGGGAAGAAGAUGAAAAAGUUUUUCCCAACCUGGGGGCAGAAUGCUCAGCCUGAUGCAGAUUGCAGAGGGCCAAAGAAUCAGAGCAAGUCAAUAAAACCCCAGCCAGCACUACCUCCUCGACUUCAGCAUACUGUGGGAACCAGGCAGCAUCAGUUCUCAUGUUCUGGACCCCAACCUCAUCAGACCUCAACGGAGCAAAAAGCUCCAGGCAGGAAUCCUUCCCAAACUGUAAGAAAACCAGAGCGGGAGAGGAGUGAGGACCUGAACCCUGGCAGCAGGGACUGCAACUACUUUGGCCUGUCCCCAGAGGAACGCAGGGAGAAACAAGCUAUAGAAGAAUCUCGUUCACUUUAUGAGAUCCAGCAGAGGGAUGAGCAAGCUUUCCCUGCUCUUUCCAAUAAUCAGUCAGUCUGUCAGGCUGCUACACAGACUGUGGAUAACUUAAACCAGAAAAAGCUCUCAAAUAAUGAGAGAAGAAAUAGCAAGUGGACAGCGGAGGUGGAAGAGCAGAAGGAAAAAGAGUCAAAUUCCAGGCAGAUCCACUUAAGUCAGAAGCUUGAGCCAAAUUCAUCUGAGAAGAGUAGUCAAGAUGAGAGUUACCCAAAAGCUUCAUCUCCUGUGGAACAAGUAAAAACAGAAUCUCCUCCGGUUCUUGCCGAGCAAGUAAGAAAUGUUUGUUUGAUUUCAAAGUUUUCCAGUCAGGAGACUUCAGACAAAGGGGAGCUUCGUCACAGCCACAAUUUGACAGAGUGUUUACCAAGUGUAACUCCAACACCCUCACCAGUCUUCUCUGAGGUGCAUUUACCUCCAGCAGUGCCUUCUGUACCAGCCAUUGUGCCAGCUUGGCCAAGCGAGCCAGCAACUUAUGGACCAGCAGGUAUUCCAGCUCAAAUACCUGCUUCUACACUGAUGCCAGCCCCAGCAGCAGGACCUGACUCUAUUGUGUCACAGGCUCAGGUAACAUCUGCUCCAGUUGCUGGAGUUCCUGUGUCACUACAAGCAGUUAACCAGCCUGUAAUGCCUUUGCCUCAGACUCUGAAUCCUUAUCAGGAUCCACUAUACCCUGGAUUCCCUCUUAGUGAAAAGGGAGAAAGAGCCAUUGCACCCUCUUACUCCCUGUGCAAUACUGGGGAAGACUUGCCUAAAGAUAAGAACAUUCUUAGAUUUUUCUUCAAUCUUGGUGUGAAGGCAUACAGCUGUCCCAUGUGGGCACCCCAUUCCUACUUGUACCCCCUGCACCAGGCCUAUUUAGCUGCUUGCAGGAUGUAUCCGAACAUGUCCCUUCCCAUGUACCCACACAAUGCUUGGUUCCAGGAGGCUCCGGCUCAGAGUGACGGUGAAACUGCACGGACAAACAGGCACUUCCCUGUUCCCAGUGAGGCCAGACCCAAUGGUCAGAUCCCACAGGUUGACAGCAGAGCUGCGUCACUGCCUCUGAUGAUACCUACAGCUCAGGUGUCGGAAAGUCAAGGACAGGUCUGUGUGGAAUCGGAGAAUCCAGUGCAAGCUCUUCAUGCCAACUAUGAGGAGUCCCUGAGAGGAAAAAAUAUGUUCCCACAGACCCCCUUUGGACACAACCACUUUCUAGGAGCUGUUCCAAUAGCACCUCCUUUCUUCCCUCACUUUUGGUAUGGGUACCCAGUUCAGGGCUUCAUUGACAAUUCAGCAGCAAGACCUAAUGUAGUCCUGUCACCGGAGGACAAAGAGGCAGCAGCCAACGCUGUGGUGAACAUGUAUGUGGCGAAAGAAUGUGUCCCUCCAGUUCCUGUGGUGAACUGUGCAGAGCAGCUUCCGAAGGUUGGCAGCAGCUCGAACACCAUGCCUUUCCCUGUGGCUGGAGCAAGCAGUGAAUGCAGUGCCCCAAAAGAAGCUUCAGCCAGGGCACCUCAGUUGGAGCACACUUGUCCUUCUGCUAAGCAAAAACCAGCUGGCCAGCAGAAUCGUUCUCCACUAACACAGGGGACUGAGAAGCAGACAGCAGUGCCCAACACUCCUCCCCUGGCAGCAGAGCCACCUAAAAAUGAACUGAAACACAGCAUUUGCAGUCGUAAGGACAAGACUGACAAAGGCAGAGAUUGCAGGGGCAUGGGCAGUCUGCAGGCAGAGAGCAGGGUGCAGAGAGCUCGGGAGGAGAGCUCAGAAGAUGAGAGUGAAGUCUCCGAUAUGCUGAGGAGUGGCAGAUCCAAGCAGUUCUACAACCAGACUUAUGGAGGAGGCAGAAGGCCUCGACUUGAGUGGGGCUAUUCCAGCAGGGGAGGAUACCAGUUCCAAAGGAACGAGGAGGCCUGGAAAGGGCCACCCAGCAGAAGCAGAGAUGACGGCCACCAGUAUCAGCGAAACUUCAGAGGGAGGCCGUACAGGAAUGACAGGAGAAGGGCAACACUGGGAGAUAAUCAGAGGGGGCAUCAAGCAUAGAAGGGAGGGAGAAUGAAAACUUUUACAAUACAGGAAAUCAUUUGAAGUAGCAGUUUAAAAUCUUAAAUCUUUUUUUUAGUAACGUUCAUGGCUACGUUUAACUUUCGGCAAGACAAGACUAGGAGGAUGUGAGCACCUGCCCUCUGGUUUGGAGGAUUCUAGAGUGAGUUUGGCUUAGUGGUUUUUUUUCCUCAA